This is a messenger RNA of Terrapene triunguis (Three-toed box turtle), 318 nucleotides long. It is a transcript of the gene SMIM33, whose product is annotated as small integral membrane protein 33. The coding region runs from base 1 to 318 and encodes 105 amino acids. The transcript has a single exon. Lineage: Eukaryota; Metazoa; Chordata; Testudines; Emydidae. The record is from RefSeq and is a predicted model, not a curated record.
AUGAUCACGGUCAUCGUGGUCAUUUUCGUCCUAUUGGCUGUUGUCAUCAUUGUGCUGGUGCGCUACGGCCCGCAGCUGUGCACGCUGCAGAUCACCCUGUACCACGAGCCCAUGCCGCAGGAUCUGGAGAACGGGGUGCACCUAACAGAUUGGAAGAAACUGGGCUCCAAAAGGAAAAGCAGCAAGCAGCCUGCUCAGAACUACCAGGGAGACCCGGGCAGCAAUGACACUGCUGCGCUGAGUGUCCAGUGCUCCUGUAAGCACCAACUGCCCUGCGACAACACAGAGCCUAAUGUCAUAGAGAUUACCUACCUGUGA